Molecule: messenger RNA, 2263 nt
Organism: Anolis carolinensis (green anole)
Lineage: Eukaryota; Metazoa; Chordata; Lepidosauria; Squamata; Anolidae
Gene: spata2l
Product: spermatogenesis associated 2 like
Exons: 4
Coding region: 131-1429 (432 amino acids)
Cellular component (GO): cytoplasm
Source: RefSeq, a predicted model, not a curated record
UGUCCGGGUAUUCCUCCCGCACCAUGAGGGCAAAGGCCAGGGCUCCGGCCGCUCCGAGGGUCAAGAAGCCCGUGCCGGGCAUCAGGAGGCGCUCCCCUGCUCCACCUGCCAAAGCAGAGACGACCUGAGGAUGAGCCCCAGCGCAGCACUGCAAGAGGAGUACGGCCGCUGCCUCGAGAGGGACUUCCGCCGCGGCCACACCGGCAUCUGCGCUGACCAAUCGCUCAAGGAGCUGCUUUGGCACCACUUGCUGGCCGAUCCGGACCUCCACCGGGCCCUUCGAGGGGAGGACACCUUGGCCACGCUGGCCACGGCUCUCCGCGGACACCUGGACCUCGGGGCUACCCUCCAGAACCUGACCAAGGCCUUCGAGGUGCUAGAGCUGGCAGCCAUCAACCUCUACUUCUUUCCUUGGCGGAAGGAAUUCGCCACCAUCAAAACCUUCUCCGGCGUCUACGUCCACGUCCUGCAAGGAGUCCUACCGGAGGCUGACUUAACCCGGAGCUUCCGCCGUUUGGGCUACGUCCCACGGGACGGCUUCCGCCUGGCCCUGGCCCAGCUCCCUCCGGGGCCUGCCCUGCUUGGCACCGCCUGCAGCUUCUUCGCCGCCCGCGUGGAGUGCGAGAUCCUGGGAAAGUUGGUGCAGGAGCUGGAGCCGUGCCUCCCGUCGCCCGAGGAGCUGCUCAGGGCCCGGAGAGAGUCCGCCGGCAGUUUGGAGGCCUGUGUAGCCAAGCUCCGGAGUCUGGUGCAGCGGCCGACGAGGAAAGAGGGGACCCCGGAGCCCCCCGAAGGGGUCGACCUCUACCAGGAGGGUCCCGAGGAGCCCCUUGCAGGCAGGCAGCUGCCCCCACUGCCACUACGUGAAUGCGGCGCAACCAGUGGCCCUUGGGAGCAGCUUCCAUGGAGACAGCCACUGGAGGAUAGGAGCAAGGGAGACUCGGAGGAGCCCUACGACAACGGCAUCCCGGACCCCGAGGAGCCCUCCCAGGAGAUGGCUUUCUCCUUCAUCUCCUUGCGGCGGGAGCUCAGCCGGGCGGCAGAGACGGACUCCUCUGCGCAGCCCUUGAGCCGGUUCCUGCCGCCGGGAGCCCCGUUCGAGAGCACCAGCUUCCAAGGGCAGAGCGGCCUGGCCUCCCCGCCGUCGAGGCUGCCCCGGAGCCCCCAGCUCAGCCCCCUCGACCCACACCGGCCGGGGCCCCCCUGCUACCACUUGCAUUCGUGCCUCUUCCCCGGAGCCCUGCCGGCCUCGUGUUGCAACACCUGCCGCUCGCUGCACGGCUCUGGCUGUGGCACGGCGCAGAUCUGCCGGGGGAACAACCAUGACCUGGAGGAGCUGCAGAGCGCAAAGCAGCAGCGGCUCUGGCUGCAGAGGACUGAGGUGGACAAGCUCCUGCACGACGGAGGAGGAGGAGGGCCCUGGCAGUCGUAGGUGACCUUUCUGCCGCCUGUGUGUUCAUGCCUCCUCCCCUGACCCUGGGAACUACUUCUUGGGACAUACCCCAACCAGCACAACUCUUAGAAUCCCACAUCAGGGACUCUGGAAGCUGUAGUUUGUGUUUAAAAUGUGCCUCUGCUCCACCACAGACAACGUGCACAAUUUGGGGAGCAUUACCUCUGUUUCUCAAAACAUGGCAAGGCCUUGAUGGUUCUUGGACACUGGGAAUCGUUGUUUCUAAAGUGUAGCGCCCGUUUACAUCCUCUGGUUACCUUUGUGGGAGAGGUCUCUCCUUGGUUCAGGUUUGCCAAAGAUGGCUCCAGUUGCAGGUCCAAGAGGUUGGGUUUGGGGUCAAGGAGGAGACAAUCCUAUUUACAGUAUUAGGACAUGCAUGGAAACCGUUUGUCUGGAUGGGCUUCUCUUCCUUGGGUCCACCCCAGAGGUCAGGAAAAUGGUUCUUUGUGGUCCAGCUUCCAGAAUCACCCACUGGGGUAUGCAGGUUGGGGGCCUCUGGGACAUGCAGUCACUUUUUCCAAUCUCUUUUGAAAUUCCAAAGACUGGCUGCUUCCCCAAUCCACAUUUUGAGGAAAGGGCUUCUGCAAGGCAGCUUGGCCGCCCCUUUUACCUGCUCUGGGCUUCUUUAGUCUCCUUUUUGGAGUGAGCGGGGACAGGGUUCCUUUUCAAACCAGCACUUAAUGGUCCUGCCCUUGCAGCAGGUCGGGACUCGUAUUGCCAUCCAAGACCCGAGUUGUGUCUAAGCCUUUGGCACAUGAGCCGCAACCGUCACCUACUUGGAGCUUAAUUUGAAAUAAACGAAGUAAAAGCCUG